AUGGCGGAUAACCCAACCCCCCGGCGACCUGUCUCCACAGCCAGCCGCACAAAUCUGCUUGACGACAAUGAGAAGGCGCGUCGCGUCGUUCUCACCAAGUCAUACAUCCGCGCGGAAGCCACCUACACUCCCACCAUGCUACAGCUCAUCCACCACCGCAUCGAGAACAACGGUUUCCGGCGACUCAUCUCCGACAAUGCCGUUUACCAGCGCAUAAUGAACUCUCUCAAGGACAGCAACAGCCCGCAAAAUGAGCGACACCCCAACAUUGUCGAUUUCCUCGCCCUUGAGGCUAUGCUGCCCGUGAACUACAAUAACACCUACAACCGCUCCCUCUCGGAAUGGUACCAGCGCUGCAAGGUCCCCGAAUGGGCCGAUAACCAGAUCCUCGUGGAGAACCACCUCUGCUUCGAGCACGAGAUGGCCACAGCCAAGGCUUUUCUUCACAAGCAGCUCGUCCAGAGCAGCGCUCCGGGUCAAGCCAAAGCCGAGCUCGCGGAGACCAUCACCGAGGAGAUCAACAGCCAUUACUGGCGCACCGAUCCGAAGGACCACUACUUGGUCAACACCAUCAUGAACAAGGUCAAAGAGCAUCAGAAGCUCACUAAGCGCGAGGCCAUCACCGUCGUCGCCAUCUACGGCGGCAGCUACCCCGCUCUCCUCCUCAAGCAUCUUGUCUACAAUCAGGAUGGCGAGCACUGUGACCUCGGCGACGUCGCGCUCGCCGUCCGGGAGAUCGAGGCCGACAAGGGACUUUACAAGGACAUUGAGAACGCCGAACAAACUAUCGCCAUCCACCAGCUGGCGCUCUCCCAUGGAGAGACUCUCGACAAGCGCGGCGAUCGUCCACAAGCCAAGAAGUUCCGCAAAGAAGCCGGCCAUCUCGAGAGGGAGGCGCACAAUGCCCAGUGCUUCCUCAACCGCGUCUACAAAGGUGGCCUCCGGAAGCGCGGCGCCUCGGGCAGGGCCCCCAACAUUGGCCAUGUCAAGAACAGGAGCAGGGCUGCCGUUGCUGCCGCUGCCGCCGCCAGCGUCCGCACUGCCACUGGGGAGUCUGAUGGUGAGAGAGCUCAUUCCGAGCGUGCUCAUCCCUGCGUUGACAUCAAGCAGGAGCAUGAGAGUGACCUUCGGGACGAGAUGCUUCUUCCCUCCAUCGAAAUUGAUUGA
Molecule: messenger RNA, 1167 nt
Organism: Verticillium dahliae VdLs.17
Lineage: Eukaryota; Fungi; Ascomycota; Sordariomycetes; Glomerellales; Plectosphaerellaceae
Exons: 1
Coding region: 1-1167 (388 amino acids)
Source: RefSeq, a predicted model, not a curated record